AUGGACUAUGCGUCACAGCCGCAAAGGGUGCCGUAUAUCUUAGAUGAGUUUGGGUAUUUCUGGGAAACGCCGUUUGAUACGACGGAUCCCAACUUUCAGCAGUGUACGAUUGAUCGGCCGAGGAUCCUGCCGAGUACGCCGGCGUGGUAUAAGGCGGGUGUCGAGCAGAGGAUGUAUAUCGUGAAUCACUAUCUUGAUACGAAGUUCGCGGGAGUAGAGGUGCCAGAUCGGAGAGAUGCUGGCAAGACUAAUGCGGCUGAUGGGAAUCCGAGCUCUAUCAUGACGCAUGUCAGGUUGUGUGAGAAGCUACAUGGUGGAAACAAGCCCUCGGUGGUAUUAGUGGACUACUUUGAUAGAGGGUCAGUGAAAAAGGCGGAAGCUGCGUUGAAUGGAUUGGAAUAG
Messenger RNA from Bacidia gigantensis, 402 nucleotides. RefSeq lists its product as uncharacterized. The transcript has a single exon. The coding region runs from base 1 to 402 and encodes 133 amino acids. Gene Ontology annotation, molecular function: phosphoric diester hydrolase activity. NCBI's taxonomy places the organism in Eukaryota, Fungi, Ascomycota, Lecanoromycetes, Lecanorales, Ramalinaceae. Gene Ontology annotation, biological process: lipid metabolic process. The record is from RefSeq and is a predicted model, not a curated record.